AUGAACGGCACGCAACCAGCGCCACGACGCUCCGCCCUCGUGCUCUAUGGUUCAGAAACCGGCAAUUCGCAAGAGGUAGCGGAAGAGCUAGGGGCAUUGGCCGAGCGUCUCCAUUUCCGAACCCAUGUGGCCGAACUGAAUCAGUACAAGCCGGAAGUACUGAACUCGUACACGCUGGUUCUGUUUGUGGUUGCGACGACCGGUCAGGGUGAUUUUCCGGCUAAUGCGAGGACGUUUUGGCGGUCGUUGUUGUUGAAGAGGUUGCCGGCGACGUUUUUGGAGGGGGUGAAUUUUGCGUCGUUUGGGUUGGGGGAUAGUUCGUAUCCGAAGUUCAAUUGGGCGGCGCGCAAGUUGCAUAAGCGGUUGGUGCAGCUGGGUGCCAAUGAGAUAUAUCGUGCUGGGGAGGGCGAUCAGCAACAUCCUGAGGGGUGGACAUAUCCGCUGCCUUCGGGGCUGGAUCCGAUACCGGAUGAUGUUCAGUUGCCGCCGAAAUGGGUCUUGACGUUACAGGAGCAGGGCACGGGGCAAGUAAAAGGGGAGACCGUUCCUGGGUAUCAGGAGUAUCAGCCUGCGCCGGAUGAAUUUCCAAAGUUGACUCGACUGGAUCAUGAUCUGCGUCCAUUGCCUGACACGCUGACGGCAACGCUCACAGAGAACAAGCGAUUGACGCCGUCGACACAUUGGCAGGAUGUGCGCCAUGUGUCGCUUACGGUUCCCGAACAUGCCUCCUAUGUUCCUGGGGAUAUGAUCUGCAUUACACCGAAGAACUUCUCGAGCGACGUCAAUGCCCUGAUCCAGAUGAUGGGUUGGGAGGAGCAGGCUGAUCAGCUGGUUUCGUUGGUCCCUAACAGCCAUAUUCCUGCAGACGACCUCCCUGCUCCCCCGAUCCAUGGCCUGGCGGCAUAUCCGCAGUUAACACUGCGCGCCCUUCUCGCAGAUUAUCUCGACAUCCAGGCUAUCCCCCGCCGGUCCUUCUUUGCACAGAUUGCCCACUAUACGAGCGAUGAAAUGCACAAGGAGCGCCUGCUCGAAUUCACCAACACCAGUCCGGAGUAUUUGGAUGAACUGUGGGACUAUACGACCCGUCCGAGACGUAGUAUUUUGGAAGUACUGCACGAAUUCGAUACAGUCAAGGUUCCGUGGCAACAUGCGGUCUCGGUAUUCCCGAUCUUCAAAGGCAGACAGUUUAGCAUUGCCAGUGGUGGCGAGCUGAAGAGUGCGGAAGGCGGUACCAAGUUUGAGCUGCUCAUUGCCAUUGUCAAGUAUCAAACCGUGAUCAAGAAGAUCCGACAGGGCGUCUGUACACGCUACAUCUCAGCACUUCGACCCGGAAGCACUCUCAAGGUACAGCUGCAGCGGGGAGGACUCAACUCCUCCGUCAACCAGCUCGUUGGGCCGACGGUCCUGAUCGGUCCCGGCACCGGUCUGGCACCACUACGAUCUAUGCUCUGGGAGAAAGCUGCUAUCAUCAAGGCGUAUCAGCAGGAAAAUCCCGGGGUGGAGCUCUCGAUCGGCCCGACGCUGCUGCUCUACGGCGGACGCAACCGAGACGCGGACUUUUUCUUCGAGGAAGAAUGGCAACAGCUGGGCAAGCUAAUCAAAUUGAAUGUCCUGACUGCAUUCUCUCGAGACCAAAAGUCCAAAGUCUAUGUACAAGACGUGAUCCGGCAGAACUAUGCGCUGCUCUUCAAGCUACUGCACGACAUGGCGGGAUCGGUGUAUAUAUGCGGAUCGUCCGGGCAGAUGCCCAAGGCCGUGCGGGAGGCGCUGACAGAAGCCUUCCAGCAUGGUGCAGAGGUCGAAACGGACCGGUUCAACGAACAAGGCGCUGAGCAGUAUCUGCUUGGCAUGGAGAAGACGGGACGGUCAUUCUCUGCUCCGACGGAUCGGUCUCUUCCCUCUGCUCGCCUUAAAGUGUUGAUUCCCCUCACGACACUCCGCCCCUCCAUUGACUCCUUUGGUUUGCGAAUCCUUGUCCCCGUGAAGCGGGUGAUUGACUAUGCGGUCAAACCCCGCGUCAACAAGGCCAACACCGGCGUCGAAACCGCCGGUGUCAAGCACUCCCUCAACCCGUUCGACGAAAUCUCCGUCGAAGAAGCCAUCCGUCUGCGCGAAUCCGGCGCCAAGAACCAGAGCCCCAUGAAGGUCGACAACAUCCUCGCCCUCUCCGCUGGCGGAGCCAAGUGCGCCGAUACUCUCCGCACGGCCAUGGCCAUGGGUGCCGACCGCGCAUUCCACGUUGACGUGGGCGACAGCGCCGAUGGCGGCCCCGAGCCCCUGACGAUCGCCAAGAUGCUGCAGGGUGUGGUCAAGUCCGAGAACAUCAACCUGGUGCUGCUGGGCAAGCAGGCGAUUGAUGGUGACCAGGGUCAGACGGGCCAGAUGCUGGCGGGUCUGCUGGGAUGGCCUCAGGCAACACAGGCAAGCAAGGUCGAGAUCAAGGAUGCGGAUGGCACGGUGGAGGUGACGCAUGAGGUGGACGGUGGUGUCGAGACGCUGCGGGCCAAGUUGCCCCUGGUGGUGACUACGGACUUGCGGUUGAACACGCCGCGCUAUGCUACGCUGCCCAACAUCAUGAAGGCCAAGAAGAAGCCUUUGGAGAAGAAGACGCUGGCGGAUUUCGGGGUGGAGGACAAGAGACGUCUGAAGACCCUCAAGGUGACUGAACCCCCGGCGCGCCAGGGAGGCGGCAAGGUCGAGAAUGUCGAUGGAUUGAUCGGCAAGCUGAAGGAGCUGGGUGCUCUGUAA
Aspergillus ibericus CBS 121593 is the source of this 2748-nucleotide messenger RNA. It is a transcript of the gene tah18, whose product is annotated as NAPDH-dependent diflavin reductase. NCBI's taxonomy places the organism in Eukaryota, Fungi, Ascomycota, Eurotiomycetes, Eurotiales, Aspergillaceae. Gene Ontology annotation, cellular component: cytosol. Gene Ontology annotation, molecular function: NADPH-hemoprotein reductase activity; flavin adenine dinucleotide binding; FMN binding. The transcript is spliced from 9 exons. Bases 1 to 2748 code for a protein of 915 amino acids. The record is from RefSeq and is a predicted model, not a curated record.